Hydractinia symbiolongicarpus is the source of this 2288-nucleotide messenger RNA. RefSeq names its product glycine receptor subunit alpha-2-like. NCBI's taxonomy places the organism in Eukaryota, Metazoa, Cnidaria, Hydrozoa, Anthoathecata, Hydractiniidae. Gene Ontology annotation, molecular function: neurotransmitter receptor activity; chloride channel activity; extracellular ligand-gated monoatomic ion channel activity. The transcript is spliced from 8 exons. Gene Ontology annotation, cellular component: neuron projection; membrane; synapse. The record is from RefSeq and is a predicted model, not a curated record. Gene Ontology annotation, biological process: chemical synaptic transmission; signal transduction; chloride transmembrane transport. The coding region runs from base 606 to 1865 and encodes 419 amino acids.
UUGGGAAACACUUGCUAGGACAUAAUAAACUGCUGGUCGAUAAUAAACAUUUCAAGCUGAAUGUUGAACCGAAAAUUUUUAUCAACUUUCACAAGUAUUAUAAUUAAUUAGUAAUGAUCAACAAUGUCAAAGGUGAAAAAUGAAAUAAAAAUGACAUAUCAAAAAAACUUUGUUGCUUUGUUAGCAGGGCACAAUCCCUGGAAGAUUGCACCUCGAAAAUCAAAUCUAGAACUAAAAUUUUUAUUUUUUGCAUAAACGAUAGGAUACGGGAAGUAGAAAGGUAUUCAGGGGUUGAAUGAGGUUAUGGUAAGAUGCAUUAAAUACGAUAGGGAAAUAAUGUUGUUUUGUGAAAGAUACAACAACGCAACACUAAGAGAUAAUUUUUUCCUCGUCUUUAAAGAUAUAUUUAAUCCGUGGAAUACCUAAUUAAAAAAAUCAAUCAAAUUUAAAUUCAAUAAUGAAUAAAACCAGCAGGACUAUUGAUGUAACUCUAAAAAUAUCUAUAUCUCAAACAUUGAGAAGCAAGAAGUAGUUCCUCAAGGCUGAGAAUUUAUCGCUGUGUUUUUAGUGAUAAGCUAUUAGUAACUGUUCGGUUUUUACAAAAAAUGGAUGGCUUCAGGUUUCUACUUCUUGGUUGCUGUUUUGUUUUGACGAAAACAACAGGUGACGAAGAACACUUUAAAUUUCCUCCAGAAGGUUACAUUAAAUCAGAGUCAGGAAACCACGAUGGCCCACGACAUGUCAACUUUUCACUUUCAAUUGAAUCAGUCAUACGAAUUGAUGCAACUGCUAUGGAGUUUAUUGUUAACAGUUAUGUGAUCCAAGAAUGGACUGAUGAACGUUUGAAACGUGAUAAUCAUCAUGACAUUGUCCUCCAAGAUGAUACUGACAUUUGGACGCCUGAUAUUUAUUGUUUAAACUGUCGAGAGUCAGCCUUAGGCAAAAGUGGUACAAGAGUGCUUCUUAGAGUCGAUGUUAAAGGAAAGAUAUAUCACAGCCAGCCAGGUCUGUUACAUGCUGCUUGUAAUUUUAACUUCAAAAAAUUUCCAUUUGACGUACAGAAGUGUCACAUGCAGUUUGCUAGUUAUAGCAACAACAACAGCGUGGUUCAAUACAAACUCAAAGGGGUACGGUUUCUUGAUCAAAAAGAUUUGGAGCAAUUUACAAUAAGUAAGGAGAUUGUCACGAAAGAGAAUAUAGUAACAUACAUGUCAGGAAAUUACACCGUCUUACAAGUGCAGUUAAAAUUUACCAGGCAGAUUGGAUUUUACUUGAUUCGGUCUUUUAUUCCGACGGCUAUUCUCGUUUGCUUGUCCUGGAUCAUUUUUUACGUGUCACCAGAAGAAAUCAGCUCUCGACUUAGCAUUGGUAUCACUUUAAUUUUAUCCAUGAUAUUUCUACUUGGCUUCAGUGAUUCUUCAAUACCACGUGUUUCAUAUGUUAAAGCAAUAGACUGGUACCUGAUUGUCUCGUUGAUUCUUAUUGUGCUUGCAGUCUUGGAUGCAAUUGUCGUAUUCUCGUAUCUUAAAGGAGAAAGUCUAACAGAAACUGAAAGACUUGAGGAUUCACGUUUAGAAAAGGCAGAGCAUGAUUUCAACUCUCAAAAAGACGAAUUAGUUGAUUUUACGCGCAAUAAUGAGAACGGAAAUUGUCAAAAUAGAAAACGAAGCUCGCAUGUGGAAAAUAUAAGACUUUGUGAUGGCAAUGACCCUAUAAAGAAGCGCUGUUCCCGACUAAAAGAUCAACAUCGCCGCAAACGGUGUGUCCGAAAAAUUGAAAUCAUUUCGCGAAUUGCAUUUCCAACACUUUUUGUUUCCUUCUCUAUUGCUUAUGGUGUCUAUUUCACCAGUCACAUGCAUGAAUAAUAAAACUACCAUAUCUGAAUGUUUGCUGUUAAAAAAAAUCGAAUCAAAUCUUCUGUAACAGCAGGAAAACCCAAAAGAGUAUUUUUAACUUUAGCAUUUCGGUUAAAGUUAAUAGACUCAUUGAUUAUGCAGAAGAGAAUAAUAUUCAAUUAAAGAACGCCAUGUUAAAAUAUCUGAUUGAAGAAGUUCAGUAUUUUCAUUUGCUAUGAGUUUUUGCUAACUCGAGUAUUUGCAAUGUUUGUUAGUCAUACCAAUUGUUUUGCUUGCAUUUGUCCUAGCAUAUGGACGCGUUAAUAAUAUACUUUGCAUUUUUUGAAGUUUGCAACCAUAGUUUAAGAAACUGGGCAAUUUGCUAAAGAACCUCACACAACAUACUUAUAUAGCGUCGUUGAUAAAACACAGGAUAUUUGACGACAGUAUUGC